UUUCCACGUCAAUAUUAUAUGAACUUUUGACCGCUGGAGAAAAGUCGAGCUUCGACGGAAGUCACGGGACUUGCAAGUCGUGUGAGAAGUCUCAUUGUGACGCUAAACUGGAUUUAGCGCUAGCGUCACGGGUUCUGGGAACGAGGGACGUCGACGGUCAUUUCGGCUUCAACCCGCCAGAACAACGUCUUCCUAGCAAGCUACUGCCCACAUUCUUUCUCUACCAUUGCUCAAUUCUGUCCCGCGCAAAAUGGGUGGAGGUGGCAAGAUCCCGUAUCCCAAGGAAGUCUGGUCUCCCGCUGGAGGCUGGUACGCUCAGCCCGCGAACUGGAGGGCCAACACUGCUAUCAUUGGAGCUUUCGUCAUCGGUGUUGCUGCCGUGACAUGGAGCAUCAGUGCCGACCGGGAACGCCGUGACAGGAUGCCAGAACCUGGCAGAUUCUUCCCCAGUCGCUACUGGAGCAAACAGAUAAUCGAGCAUGAGAGACAGCAGGCCGCGAAGCACGAGUCGUAAAGGGGGAGCACGGGCUACAGAUGACACCCUUUGGAAGAUUUAUAUGGCACGAUAGGUAUUUAUUUCAUAUUAUUGUGGGCUGUACGACAAAAAGAAGGGCGUUUUUCAAUCGGUCAAUUGAUCUGCAAGUGCUUCUGGGGAGUCUUUUCGAAUGUCCGAUACAAUCGCUGCGUGUACAGACGGACCCGUUCCGUGAAUUCAGUUCCGUUCCAAAGUUCCU
Messenger RNA from Aspergillus alliaceus, 734 nucleotides. RefSeq lists its product as uncharacterized. The transcript is spliced from 3 exons. NCBI's taxonomy places the organism in Eukaryota, Fungi, Ascomycota, Eurotiomycetes, Eurotiales, Aspergillaceae. Bases 251 to 514 code for a protein of 87 amino acids. The record is from RefSeq and is a predicted model, not a curated record.